GUUAAAAGUGGGGAGCCAUAGUCGUCGUCAAAACCCUUAAAGAAGGGCGUCUCUGCUGCAAAUCUUGAAAAAAAUGGAGAAACCCAACAAAAAGCAAGUGCUUCUCUUCUACUGUGUGGAGUCUGAACAACUCGCUCGCAAGAUAUCCGAUCAAUCUGACCUCAUUCAGCUCCAAUCCAUCAACUGGAGGAGUUUUGAUGACGGGUUCCCUAACUUGUUCAUAAACAAUGCUAAAGAUAUCCGAGGCCAGCAUGUUGCGUUUCUCGCAUCAUUCAGCUCGCCAGCUGUCAUUUUCGAACAACUUUCUGUUAUAUUCGCUCUUCCGAGGCUUUUUGUUGCUUCCUUCACAUUGGUGUUACCUUUCUUUCCAACGGGCUCUUUUGAAAGAAUGGAAGAAGAAGGAGAUGUAGCAACCGCAUUCACAAUGGCACGGAUAUUAUCAAAUAUUCCCGCGUCAAGAGGUGGUCCCACAAGCUUAGUUAUUUACGACAUACAUGCUUUGCAGGAAAGAUUUUACUUUGGGGACCAUGUUUUACCUUGUUUUGAGACUGGGAUGCCUCUCUUGAAGCAACGGCUUCACCAACUUCCCGAUGCUGAUAAUGUUGUGAUCGCCUUUCCAGACGAUGGAGCGUGGAAGCGAUUCCACAAGUUGUUGGAUCACUUUCCCACAGUGGUUUGUGCAAAAGUUCGUGAAGGUGAUAAGCGGAUCGUAAGGCUGAAGGAGGGCGAUCCUGCGGGUCGCCAUGUAGUAAUUGUUGAUGACUUAGUGCAAUCUGGAGGCACUUUGAUUGAAUGCCAGAAAGUUUUAGCAGCUCAUGGAGCAAACAAAGUCAGUGCUUAUGUCACUCAUGCAGUGUUUCCAAAAAAAUCUUUUGAGAGAUUUGUUCACAAAGAUGAAAACUCGAAGAAGGCGUUUGAGUACUUUUGGAUUACAGAUUCUUGUGCUAAUACGGUUAAAGAAAUUGGAAACAAAGCUCCUUUUGAAGUCAUAAGUCUGGCAGGAUCUAUUGCAGAUGCACUUCAAAUAUGAUGUUUCUGUGUUAUUUUAAACAUAUGUUUAAAGCGCUCAUCGUUAGAGGAGAGGAAGAGAAAUGUUUGAAUUUACCAGUUGUCAUCAUUUGCUAUUGGACGGAUUAGUAAGACAUGACAGAUUCUGAAGUACGAAUGUAUUGAUCUAUUUUGCUCUUCCAAGUGUGCAAGAAAAGUGUUUUUUUUUA
Molecule: messenger RNA, 1217 nt
Organism: Helianthus annuus (common sunflower)
Lineage: Eukaryota; Viridiplantae; Streptophyta; Magnoliopsida; Asterales; Asteraceae
Product: ribose-phosphate pyrophosphokinase 4
Exons: 7
Coding region: 74-1030 (318 amino acids)
Biological process (GO): purine nucleotide biosynthetic process; 5-phosphoribose 1-diphosphate biosynthetic process
Cellular component (GO): ribose phosphate diphosphokinase complex; cytoplasm
Molecular function (GO): ribose phosphate diphosphokinase activity; magnesium ion binding
Source: RefSeq, a predicted model, not a curated record